Thermochaetoides thermophila DSM 1495 is the source of this 1617-nucleotide messenger RNA. Its product is annotated as GMP synthase [glutamine-hydrolyzing]-like protein. Gene Ontology annotation, biological process: GMP biosynthetic process. The record is from RefSeq and is a predicted model, not a curated record. Gene Ontology annotation, molecular function: GMP synthase activity; ATP binding; GMP synthase (glutamine-hydrolyzing) activity. The transcript is spliced from 18 exons. Bases 1 to 1617 code for a protein of 538 amino acids. NCBI's taxonomy places the organism in Eukaryota, Fungi, Ascomycota, Sordariomycetes, Sordariales, Chaetomiaceae. Gene Ontology annotation, cellular component: cytosol.
AUGAACGGCGAACCGGGAGAGGCGAUGGCUCACAAGGCCUUCGACACCAUUCUGGUGCUCGAUUUUGGCAUUACUCGUCGUCUGCGCGAGCUCAAUGUCUUCUCUGAGAUGCUCCCAUGCACUCAGAAGCUUGCUGAGCUGAAGUUCAAGCCCAAGGGCAUUAUCCUUUCUGGCGGCCCCUACUCCGUCUAUGAGGAUGGCAGCCCUCAUGUGGACCCCGCUGUCUUCGAUUUGGAUGUUCCCAUCCUUGGUAUCUGCUAUGGCAUGCAAGAGCUCGCCUAUCGUAUCAGCCCGGACAACGUUAUCGCCGGCAAGCACCGUGAGUACGGCCACUCCAUGCUCAAGGCACGGUCGAUUGGCGGCCAUGUUGAUCGCCUGUUCGAGGGCAUUGAGGAUUCGAUGCGCGUGUGGAUGAGUCACGGCGACAAACUUGCCAAGCUUCCCGAAGGCUUCCACACAGUCGCCACCUCUGACAACUCAGAGUACGCUGCCAUUGCUCACGAGAGCAAGCCCAUCUAUGGCCUUCAGUUCCACCCCGAGGUCACCCAUACACAGAAUGGCACUGCUCUUCUCAAGAACUUCGCCGUCAACAUCUGCGGCUGCAAGCAGGAUUGGACGAUGGAGAAGUUUCUUGAGCAGGCGAUUGCCCAGAUCCGGGAGACUGUUGGUGAGAAGGGCCAGGUUCUUGCUGCCGUUAGCGGUGGUGUUGAUUCCACUGUUGCUGCCAAGCUCAUGAAGGAGGCUAUUGGCGAUCGCUUCUGGGCCGUUCUCGUUAACAACGGCGUCAUGCGUCUCAACGAAUGCGAGCAGGUCCAGAAGGAUCUCUCCGAGGCCCUCGGUAUCAAUCUCACCGUUGUUGAUGCUUCGAAGGAGUUCCUUGAGGGCUUGAAGGGCAUUACUGACCCUGAGAAAAAGCGGAAGUUCAUUGGUGGCAAGUUCAUCGAUAUAUUCGAGGCUGAGGCCAUCAAGAUUGAGGAGGCUGCUGCCAAGGACCCGACUAAGGGUGGUGGAAAGAUCGAGUUCUUCAUGCAGGGGACUCUCUAUCCGGAUGUGAUCGAAUCGCUCUCGUUCAAGGGUCCCUCUGCAACCAUCAAGACUCACCACAAUGUCGGUGGUCUCCCCGAGCGGAUGAUGAACGGUCAGGGGCUCAAGCUAAUUGAGCCCCUCCGGUCCCUGUACAAGGAUGAAGUCAGAGCACUCGGUCGCGCCCUUGGUAUCCGGGAAGAGCUCGUCAUGAGGCAUCCUUUCCCUGGCCCUGGCAUCGCGGUCAGAAUUCUCGGCGAGGUCACUCCCGAGAAGGUUGAGAUCGCCCGCCAGGCUGAUCAUAUCUUCAUCUCUGAGAUCCGCAAGGCGGGUCUUUACGACCAGAUCUCUCAGGCCUAUGCCGCCGUUGACCCUAGCCGCGCUGUCGGUGUUAUGGGUGACAAGAGAGUCUACGGCUAUAUCGUUGUCCUCCGUGCCGUUACUACCACAGACUUUAUGACCGCCGAGGCUUUCAACUUCCCUUGGGAAUUCCUCCAGAGGGUGAUGAACCGGAUUGUGAACGAGGUCCAUGGCGUCUGCCGUGUCGUUUAUGACAUUACUUCCAAGCCUCCGGGUACCAUUGAGCUCGAGUAA